UGUAAAAAUACAGCUGUGUAAAACAAGUAUAUAACAUUUAGGGUUUUAUUUGUAUUGGUUUUGUUUUUUAAGAAGUGUGCUGUUUACAAUGUCCUUCACAUAUUCUAUAGCAGUAUGUUUUGUUUUUGUAGUCACAGUUUUAUAUAUUUUAAACAUUUUGAGUAAUCACAAAAAACGUGCAUUGGUUAAUUUUCCUCCUGGACCCAAAUGCCUGCCACUGAUUGGAAAUUUGCACAUCUUAGAUUUAAACAAACCUCAUUUAACCUUUUUGAAGCUUUCCAGGAUAUAUGGGCCAGUGUUUAGCAUCCAAAUGGGUAUGCAGAGAAUGGUUGUCUUGUCUGGCUAUGAAACUGUCAAAGAUGCCCUUGUAAACCAUGCCGAUGAAUUUGGAGAAAGGGGGAGAAUCCCAAUUUUUCAGGAUAUGGAUCAUGGGAUGGGACUUACCUUAUCUAAUGGUGACAACUGGAAGAUAAUGAGAAGAUUCACUAUAACAACAUUACGUGAUUUUGGAAUGGGCAAAGCAAGCAUUGAAGAAAACAUUAUUGAAGAAUGUCAUCAUUUAAUUCAGCAUUAUGAGUCUUUUAAAGGAAAGCCAUUUGACAACAGCUUAAUAAUGAAUGCUUCUGUUGCCAACAUUAUCGUUGCAAUAUUACUUGGACAUCGUAUGAGUUACAAAGAUCCAGUAUUUCUGCGGCUUCUCAAGUUAACAAAUGAAAAUGUUAGACUUCUGGGAUCACCAAUGGUUUCGAUCUAUAACAUGUUCCCAGUUCUCGGAUUUUUGCCUGGUAGCCACAAAACUAUCAUUAAGAAUGUAAAAGAACUGUGUGAUUUCAUAAGAACCACAUUUGUAAAUCAUCUGAAGGUCCUAGAUGUAAAUGAUCAGAGGAGUUUCAUUGAUGCAUUUCUUGUCCGCCAAAAAGAGAAUGAGGAAGAUUCUGAUUCAUAUUUCCAUAAUGAGAAUCUAACCAGACUUGUAAGAAGUCUGUUUGCUGCAGGCAUGGAUACAACAUCUACAACCCUUCGCUGGGCUCUUCUUCUGAUGGUAAAAUACAGAGAUAUUCAAGAAAAGGUCCAAGAAGAGAUUGCUAGAGUAGUUGGAGCAGCUCAACCUCAUUACAGUCACCGUAGGGAAAUGCCAUUUACAUAUGCUGUUAUACAUGAGGUCCAGAGAUUUGCUGACAUUCUACCAACCGGUGUGCUACACGAGACUGCUAAAGAUGUGAACUUCAGAGGUUAUUUUAUUCCUAAAGGGACUUAUGUUAUUCCUUUGUUAACAUCUGUCCUGAAAGACAAGACACAGUUUAAAAACCCAGAAACCUUUGAUCCUAAUCAUUUUCUUGAUUCUGAGGGAAAUUUCAUAACGAAAGAAGCGUUUCUGCCUUUUUCUGCAGGUCGCAGAGCUUGUGCCGGGGAGACUCUAGCAAGGAUGGAACUUUUUAUCUUUUUCGCAACAUUGCUACAAAAAUUUACAUUUAAUUUGCCUCCUGGCUUGUCUGAUGUUGAUUUAUCUUCAGCUGUUGGCUUUACCCUUACACCAUUACAAAAAAAUAUCUGUGCAAUACCAAGAUUUUAAAGGCCCUGUUGCACUCAGAUUAUACAUCAAAGCUUUCAAUGAUAGCGUUUAGGCAAAUCUUUAUGUAAGGAAACAUGAAUAUUAGUUUUAAUGUUCCUGUAAUUAUUUGUUCCACUUCAAGAAAAAAUCAUUAUCCAUUUUGUAGAGAAGGUUCAAUCAAUGUUUUAGUAAAUCUGUUAUGUUUCCUGGUCUAUAUCUUCACUUUUCAAUAAUUGCUCUUUGUAAAGGACUUCUACAAUGGUUUGCAUUUUUAAUUUGGAUUUGCUGGAACUUAACAGUUGCAUUGUUGGAAGACUAAACAUUUGAUAUGAACAACAAAGUGGCUAAAACUUUUAACACUUCUUUAAAUUGCUUGGAAAAAAACACCACAAUAAUAAAAUAUUAUUUGAAAAAAUAAACUUAAAGAUUAGAUUUA
Molecule: messenger RNA, 1988 nt
Organism: Bombina bombina (fire-bellied toad)
Lineage: Eukaryota; Metazoa; Chordata; Amphibia; Anura; Bombinatoridae
Product: cytochrome P450 2K6
Exons: 9
Coding region: 89-1573 (494 amino acids)
Biological process (GO): xenobiotic metabolic process
Cellular component (GO): intracellular membrane-bounded organelle; cytoplasm
Molecular function (GO): heme binding; iron ion binding; oxidoreductase activity, acting on paired donors, with incorporation or reduction of molecular oxygen, reduced flavin or flavoprotein as one donor, and incorporation of one atom of oxygen
Source: RefSeq, a predicted model, not a curated record